This is a messenger RNA of Dendronephthya gigantea, 4416 nucleotides long. RefSeq names its product transient receptor potential cation channel subfamily A member 1-like. NCBI's taxonomy places the organism in Eukaryota, Metazoa, Cnidaria, Anthozoa, Malacalcyonacea, Nephtheidae. Gene Ontology annotation, cellular component: membrane. Gene Ontology annotation, molecular function: protein binding; monoatomic ion channel activity. The transcript has 12 exons. The coding region runs from base 281 to 3736 and encodes 1151 amino acids. Gene Ontology annotation, biological process: monoatomic ion transport; transmembrane transport. The record is from RefSeq and is a predicted model, not a curated record.
AUUCUCAAAAGCUCAAUCGCUAUCCUAGGAUAUAAGCUGCUGAAAACAAUGAACCAAUUAGUCAGGCGAAAAUUCUUUACAAAACACUUAACAGGGGUCAAUGAGAAAUAGUUUAAUAUCAUUAUCAUUAAAAUACCUCAUAUUUAUCUGCCUUUUUGUGUAUGAACCGAGUUGUUAUCUUAAAUAGCUCUGGUGCUUAAGGUGCUUGUAACUGUUUAUGAAAAGAUAUUUAUGUUCUCAAGAGGUGUAAAAUGCUCGUAAGAUCUUUGAGGAUUAAGUAAUGCUUCCUUUAAUGAAUCUAGCUGAUACUCCAAUUCAAAAUGGCAGGAUGGAAUGUCUUAGCCAAAUGUUAUCGAAAAGUGAAGGAUUUGGAAUGAGUGGAAACAAGGACUGGUUUGAUUCCGGAGAGAAGACAAUAAGUGAAAUAUGUCAAUAUGGGCUACUUGAUGAUAUCAAGAAAUUUCACGAAGAAGAUGAACACUUACUAAAAGAACCUGAUGAAAUUGGAUGGACGGCUUUGCAUUACGCUAGUCGAUAUAAUCAACGUGAGAUUAUAGAGUUUCUUGUCAAAACAAGUAAUGCUGACGUAAACACAGUCACAGAUGACGAUGUCACACCAUUGCAUUUAGCAGUAAGCCACAACUGUCACGAGGCGGUACGUUGUCUCCUUGACAACGGUGCUGACGCAAGCAUGAAGAACAACAACGGAGAAAGCGCGAUACACUUAGUUGGUAAACGGGGUGACAAAGAAUUGAUCACGUUGUUGCUAAGUGAUCAUCAGACUGAUCUACAAUGUCUGGACAAGAAUCACCGUACAGCGCUGCACCACGCAUGUUUCCAUGGAAACACGAUCACGUGUGAAACAUUGCUAAACCAGGGCGCGGAACUGGAAGCACAGACAAUCGAAGGACUGACACCACUUCAUGUUGCUAUCAUCGGAGGACACGAGGAGAUUGUUAAACUGCUGAUCAAACGAGCAAAAGAACGCAAUAUUAAGGUAGAGAAUUACGUGAAUAUCUCUGACAAGAAUGGCACAAAGCCAUUGCAUCUGUGUGCAAGAGGCGGUCUCCUUAAAAUCAUGGAGGUUUUAUUGCGUCACGAUGCUGACGUCAACGCACAAAGGAUCCUGUCAGGGAGAGGGUACUCGGCAUUACAUCUUGCUGCUGCUGGAGGUGAUCUUAAGAUGUGUCGAAUAUUGUUGAACUAUAAUGCUGAAUUGGAUAUCAGGGAUUAUGAUGGAUGUACACCGUUGCAUAGGUACAAUGCCAUACAAUUUAUUGUACUUGUACACUUACGCAGUAGCAUUUCCUCUUACAGAGCAGCUGCAAGGAACCACGAGCCCAUAGUGACGUUUCUGUUGAGUAAAGGAGCUGCGUUAACCCUCAUUGAUAAAAACGGAAUCACAUGCUUCCUUCACGCUGUUCAAGAAGGCUACACUUUGUUGGCUGAAUUGAUUUUAAAACGAGAUCAAAGUCAGAUCUACCAACGUACGAAGAAAUCACGUUGUUGUGUUCAUCUGGCGGUGAUCAGCAGACACAAACCAUUGCUCAUGAUGCUGUUAAGAAACGGAGGUUCAAAAUACACCAACGCAAUUGACUAUAACAACAGGACUCCGCUUCACUAUGCUGCUGCUCUAGGAGAUUCUGAGGUCAUCCGUAUCCUUCUGCAACACGGCAGUAAUCCUGAUACACUUGACAUUCAUUCCCAAACUCCUCUCCAUCUUGCGUGCAAGGCUGACAACCUGAAAUGUGUCAAGAUGAUCCUGGACCAAUCGAUGAUCAGUUUAAAUAUCGUCGAUGAUACGGGGAAUACAGCUCUUCAUAAUGCUUGCAAAUGUGGAAACACACUCGUCACAAGCUAUCUUCUUAAACAAGGGGCAGAUGUCUCUUUCGCAAAUGUAAACGGUGACACAGCCUUGCAUUGCGCUGUAAGAUCAGGCUGUCUCGGAGUCUGUGCCUCGUUGUUGGACUACUGCGCAUCAUGCGACACUGUCAAUGGAGAUAGAGAGACAUCACUACACGAGGCAGCAAAAGGGGAUAAUGCAGAUAUCGUGGUGUUGUUGCUGGAUAAGAAAGCUAAUGCAACAGUGAAAAACAAACGAGAGAAAACAUUCUUAGAUCUUGCUAUUGAUAAUGCACACGAUGAGGUGCUAGAAGCCAUCAUGAAUCAUCACAGUGUAACCAAAAGCCAAGAUAUUUCCAAAAGAACCGAAACCAUUUCAAAGAUUCUCCACGCUCAUCCAAGUGUUGCAAUCGCCCUUCUUGACAGAGGCAUCACACUCUCAGAACACAGCCACAGCGAUAUAGAAUUUCAAAUCAGCUACGAUUUCCGAGACCUUGAUCCAGGCCCACGCGCGGGACAGCGAAGAUUCGCCACACUGAAGUCGCUAGUCAAAGAUCGUCAGGAGAAAAUUCUCUCUCAUCCGCUGGUCAGGAAGAUGUUGUCGCACAAAUGGAACAAAUUCGGUCGUAACAUUUAUCUUGUUGGUUUGUUAACAUUUAUUGUAUUUCAUUUCUGUCUGUGUUAUCUUACGAUUACCGAGCGACAAUACGCGAUGUUUCACGACAACACCACGAAAUAUGCUGAAGAUGUGGCGUCGCAUAAAGAUCGGAGUAUCGGUUUGAUCACGUUUCUUUUCAUCAUGGCAAUGCUCUUUAUUCUUAAAGAGAUCUUUCAGAUGUUCUUGCGCGGUUUAAGGGAUAUUGAUAUCCAUUUGCGUUCUUUUCUUAGGUACUUUACAAACUACGAGAACUUGGUGGAACUUGCGUAUUACUUCCUAACCAUGCUUUUCAUCACACCCUAUAUCUACAUUCAAUCAGACACGAAGAAUGAUAUUCCUGACAUUGUCAUAAGUGGUCAGAACUGGGUGUUCGGUAUUUUGGCUGUCUUUUUGGGAUGGCUUGACUUUGUUCUUUAUCUUCGCAGUUAUAUGUUUCCAACGCUAGGACUUUACAUCACAAUGUUCUUUGAGAUUCUAAAGACAUUCACUCGGAUUUUUUCGGUCAUAUUCUUGUUCCUCCUGGGAUACGCCUGUGUGUUUUACAUCAUCUUUCCAAAGCAGGAGACCUUCUCGAAUGUUGGCAUAGCUCUAAUCACGAGCACUGUGAUGAUGAUUGGUGAGAUUGGAUACAGGGAGACCUUAAUUGAUACAUCUGGCAGCACUUUGCUACCAUUUCCUGUAUUAAGUUUCACCGUCUUCACCAUCUUUGUCAUUACCAUGGCAAUAUUACUAGCUAACCUCUUGAUUGGUCUGGCUGUCGGAGAUAUUGACGGGGUGCAGAGUAACGCAAAUAUGAGUUUAAUAGCGAUGUUAGUAGAUUAUGUGACAGAGAUUGAAGAGAAAUUACCAAUGUUCAUCCAGAAACGACUGUACAAGUCACGACUGGUGGAGAGACCUAACGUACCUUUACCAAGGAAAGUUAGUUUUCUCAAGAGAUUGUUGUGGGAGCUCACAGGUGACCCAGGCUGUCAAUCCGAACACGCAGUUCACGAGUUAUUAAGAAAUCGUUUCCAUAAAGCCAAGUUUGAAGAUUCCCAAAAGAUCUCUCGUAUUGAAGCGAAACUGCAUGAACAACAGCGCACCAUUAAACAACUCAAGAAGUUGGCGCAGUCUCAGACGAAGCUAUUACAAGGCCUGACAGCGAACCUCGGUUUGGAGCAAGAGCAAAGCCCGACGAUUAUCGAUGGACUGAGUACAGAAUAUGGAUACCGCAGUAGAUACACAUGGCUGCACUGAACUUCAAUACCUUUCUUAUAACGCGAAGAAUAUUGAUGUUACACAAAGUUUAAUUAGCUUCACGAUACUAACGAGUGUAAUGACAGACUUUUCACACUCCGCCUCAUUAUGAGAAAUUUCCAUUAAGAUUGAAUGGACAAAUGUUGAAUAAUGACAGAGCAAUGUGCUAGCUACAAAAAGUUAAUCACGAAUCACUGAUCCCUGGUUUUACGAUCAGACAAAACAUCAUCUUUGAUUAGCAAAAACAUUGACGUAAUGAAACAGACAAAUUAUAAACCAACUCUAAUAUGUACACAAAGAUAAAAGCGUUAUCGUCCAUUUUAUGUUUCCUUAUCACAUCUAUAACCCAUGGUUCACACGUUGAAUGUUUUGAGGAAUAACUUUAACGCUAAUGAUAGCAAUUAUGACAAGAGACAAUUUAGAUAUGUAUAAAUAUAUCUGAAGAUAAUCAAUAAUUCAUACAGCACGUUUCCUCAUCUGUCGUGAAGUAUUUACCUAAACGAAAAUCACUUUCUUGCAGGUGCCCGUUGCUAGCGAAGAUUUCAUACGAACUUCAACCAAAAUUGUUGCCAUAGGGAUUUAUCUAUGGAUCUACGUUAAACAAAGUGUUUUCUUCCAUUCUCGACAAAAAUGAGCUGCGUUUUCUGUCUGCCAGCCUAAAUUAAUCCGCUAACGUUAAU